This is a messenger RNA of Papaver somniferum (opium poppy), 2553 nucleotides long. RefSeq names its product nucleolar MIF4G domain-containing protein 1-like. The coding region runs from base 164 to 2446 and encodes 760 amino acids. The transcript is spliced from 14 exons. The record is from RefSeq and is a predicted model, not a curated record. Gene Ontology annotation, biological process: ribosomal small subunit biogenesis. Gene Ontology annotation, cellular component: nucleolus. Gene Ontology annotation, molecular function: protein binding; RNA binding. NCBI's taxonomy places the organism in Eukaryota, Viridiplantae, Streptophyta, Magnoliopsida, Ranunculales, Papaveraceae.
CUCUUCUUCUACCGCUCUAGUAUCUCUUUUCUCCUCUCUCAAUAAACUUCACAGCAGCUGCAUCACCACCACCACUGCACCAUCAAACAGGGAAAAAAAGCUGAACUGAGGGUUUUGAUUUCGUAGCAGAUUGUCUCUGGUGAUGCAAUUCAGACAUUAAGGAAUGGAGGAAAAAACUGUUAAGAAGUCUCGAAAAGAGGAGAGAAAAGAACUUAGGUUAGAAAAGCAGAAGCAUCGGUUUACAUCAUGGAUGGAACAUCAAAAACUUAAAAAAGCAAAGAAAGAUUUGAACAAGCCGACCAAGAAAAUGUUAAAGCCCAGAGAAAAUGAGAUAUCUGAGACAGAUGGAAGUGACGAUGAACCUUCUUUGCCAAGGAUAUCGGAAUCAGAAGUUGUGGUCUCAAAAGUACCAAAGAAAAGGAAAGAGACAAAUGGGGUUAAGCGAAAAUCGAAGAGUAAAUUCGAGGAGUAUCUAGACAUGGAAUUGACACAAGGAAGGGUUACAGCCGAAGAGGAUUUAAAACUGGAGAGGAAGCUAGCAAAGAGGCUCAAAGUUAAAGGUCGAAAAUUACAGGGCCUGGAUGAGGGGAUGGAUUUGUUGUUUGAAGGGAUUCCUUCCCUUGUAGAUUCCCUAGAACAUGAAGGUCAGAAUGUUGAAGACGAUGAAAACAAAUCCAAACUCACAGAUGCUAAAAAGCGUAAAAAUAAGAAAGAACAGGAUUCCUCGGAAAAUGAAGGUCAGAACGUUGAAGAUGAUGAAAAAAAAUCUAAACUCACAGAUACAAAAAAACGUAAAAAGAGGAAGGUAUCAAAGCAAGUACUGGAGGAUGAGACGAUUGGAGGAACUCUGAUGGUUCCGAGUGAUACUGCUGAUGUGCCCAGUGGGGAAUCUUCUCGUAAGCCUGCAGCUGUUGAUCCUAAUGCUAAAUAUGUAGCUCCUCAUCUUAGACCUGCAGCAAAUGAAUCUGAAGACUUCACUCGAGCUCGCCGUCAAGUGCGAGGGCUUUUAAAUAGGCUUUCUGAAUCAAAUGUUGAAUCAAUUACAGGAGAGAUAUCGACGAUCCUCAGGACUGUUAGUCGCAGUUUUGGUGCCCAAAUUAUUACUGAGGAGGUUUUGGCUUCCUGUUCCCGAGGACCUCGUGGAAACGAACAGUAUGCUGCUAUUUUUGCAUCUUUUGUUGCUGGGAUGGCAUGUUUAGUAGGCGUUGACCUCGGUGCAAAACUUAUUGCUUCUGUUGCUAAAGCUUUUGAGGAUGAAUUUUUGAACGAAGACAAUCUUUCAUUGCGAAAUCUGACACUUCUACUUUCUUAUCUGUGCAUCUUUGGGGUUUGUGCAAGUGAUUUGAUAUACGACUUCCUGAGCAUUCUGAGCAAGCGAUUAAGGGAGAUAGACGUGUCUAUUAUCUUGACAAUACUACAAUGUUGUGGAAUGAAAUUAAGAGCUGAUGAUCCGACGGCCAUGAAAGAUUUUAUAGUCAGUAUUCAAAACCGAGUAAGCGAGCUGAAGUCUGUACCUGGUGAACAGCCAAUAAGUAACAAACGGAUGGAAUUUAUGCUUGAAACAAUAUGUGAUAUCAAGAACAACAAAAAAAGGGCUAAACAGGAUCCUGUUCAGCACACCCGGAUCAAGAAAUGGUUACAAAAGUUGAGAGUGGAAGAUGUUUUACUCCGUGGGCUGAAGUGGGACAAGCUUCUAGAUCCAAACAAAAAAGGCCAAUGGUGGGUUUCUGGAGAAUUGGCCUCCACGACUAAUAGAGUUGAAGACCUGGCCAGUACCAUUGACAAAGAGGUUGUAGAAGCUCAGAAAUUGUUGCAACUUGCAGCGUCACAAAGAAUGAACACAGAUGCAAGAAGAGCAAUUUUUUAUAUAAUUAUGAGCGGUGAGGACUAUGUAGAUGCUUUUGAAAAGCUUUUGAGGUUGGAUCUUCCAGCGAAACAGGAUAGAGAGAUAAUGCGGGUCGUCGUGGAGUGCUGUAUGCAAGAACAGGUGUUCAACAAAUAUUAUACAAUUUUAGCUUCCAAAUUGUGCAGCCAUGAAAAGAAUCACAAAUUCACUUUGCAGUAUUGCCUGUGGGACCAUUACAAAACUCUUGAUGAGAUGGAGCUGACAAGAUCGCUGAAUCUAGCAAAAUUUGUAGCGGAAAUUCUUUCCACAUUUUCCAUGUCCCUUGCAGUCUUGAAGACGAUUGAUUUCACUGACCCUCAGCAGUUAACUCCGAAAAGGAUCAUGCAUUUUAGGAUUCUCUUUGAGGAAAUUUUCGAGCAAUCAGACUCACUUAUUUGGAACAUCUUUACCCGUAUUGCCAUCAUGCCUGAGCUUGAAAAUUUGCGCAAUGGUAUAGAAUUUUUCGUCAAGCAGUUUGUAGUGAGUAGUAAUAAAAACCUUUCUGGAAAAUUCGCAGUUGCUAAAAAGGCUCUCAAGAAUGUUGCUGGAGUUCUUAUGUAAUGUCGUCUUUGAUAAAAGUUUUUGCUUAAUUUUGAGUUAGUUAAAUAGAUUCUGUUUUACUCUUCAGCAGUGAAUUACGGAUUAAGGUUGCAUUUGGUGUUUUCGCU